AAAAACCAUGCUUUUUGUUUCCAGAUGUCGAUGGAAGUGCUAGGAGGGUAGAGCACGUAGCGGGACCGGUACCGGCGGGGACCACGGCAAUGGACGGGCCUUUCCUUUGUGGGCGUGGGGUGCGGCAGCUAGCGGCGGUUGACGGUUUGGGCUGUCCUUUUGGCGGCGUUCGUGGGAGACUGGGGGAGUCAGAGGGGGUGACGACAACGACAACAACGCCGUGGCGCCGGCGACGCUACGUUGACCAAGCUGAGGCCCGUGCGAUGGCCAUGAUGCACUCCAGGUCGAAGAGCGUGCCGCGGAGUGCAGGUAGGCGAUGUCAGCACAUGCACUGCGGAGUCCGAGGCAUGUCGACAGUCGAGCACGGAGUUCGCAUUCCAUUGCAGGCGAGAAUGGCGGGGCAAAAAUACAUAGAUAAAGUGACUCUCACAGAUAUAUUGCUUGCAGAGCAGAUCGACGCAAUCGCAAUCGUACGCGAUCAACGUGCCUUCCGACACGACUGUGGGUGGCCUACAUACCGAGACAGCUUGAGCGUGUUCACUGGCUGGGGCUGCAGUCAACCCGGCCGCGCCGGCACCACUCUGGCUGCAGAGCACUCUACUCUACGCGGGGUGGGGGGAGAGAGGAGGUCCUCUCAGCCCGCGCCCAAGGCCCAAUGGUGCAAUAAUCCGGCGUCGCAACACUCCUCUCAUAUGGGGCUUGGACACCCCUGGCCCCCGGAUCCUGAUUGACGAAUGAUCAGCGGCGUGACGUGCAGCCAGACAAUCAGCAUGCACGAACCCCGCGCGUUCCCCUCUCUGUGUGUUACCUCUCCGCUUUCUCCUCUCCUCCAUCGUGUCUUGCUGUCCUGGCCCACCCGUAUAUAUCUCCCCUCCGCUGUCCUCCUUCAUCGCCCGCUCAUCCUCUUCCUCUACAUCCUCCAUCGUCACCAGUACAUCCAUCCUCACGCCACCCGCCAGCCGGCCAGUCACAAUCAGCCUAAAAUUGUCCGAUAACGUCUCCGACGCAAC
Tricharina praecox is the source of this 1010-nucleotide messenger RNA. RefSeq lists its product as uncharacterized. Lineage: Eukaryota; Fungi; Ascomycota; Pezizomycetes; Pezizales; Pyronemataceae. The coding region runs from base 90 to 731 and encodes 213 amino acids. The record is from RefSeq and is a predicted model, not a curated record. The transcript has 3 exons.